This is a messenger RNA of Aspergillus steynii IBT 23096, 875 nucleotides long. Its product is annotated as ubiquitin-conjugating enzyme E2. The record is from RefSeq and is a predicted model, not a curated record. Gene Ontology annotation, molecular function: ubiquitin conjugating enzyme activity. Gene Ontology annotation, biological process: proteasome-mediated ubiquitin-dependent protein catabolic process; protein polyubiquitination. NCBI's taxonomy places the organism in Eukaryota, Fungi, Ascomycota, Eurotiomycetes, Eurotiales, Aspergillaceae. Gene Ontology annotation, cellular component: nucleus. Bases 300 to 731 code for a protein of 143 amino acids. The transcript is spliced from 3 exons.
GAUCGGACUCGAGGCCAGACCGCGCACUUUUCUUUCUGUGGACUCUUACAACGGCGACAAAUUGCGCGAGAUUGUGCAGCCCGCACAGGGUAUCUUUCACCAUGUUCGCCACUAAGCGUCUGAGCAAGGAGCUCAUCAAGGUAGAUCCGGUCCCUGCGCCCCUUCGCCCUUUUACCCUCGGUGGUUGCGUUAUGUCUCAGCUUAAUUCACCCUGGCAUUGUGCCGUCUCUUGACACCCUCAAGCCGGUCGUUUACAUACAUUUGCGGAUUGGAAACAAGUGCUGAUCGCCUCGUCACAGAUGAAAGAGCAUAUGCCGCCCGGAAUCUCAAUUGUGAAAUCGGAAAAUCUAGAGGAAUGGCAAAUGGAUAUCCAGGUCUUGGACGACAACCCUCUCUACCAGAACGAGAUCUAUCGGUUAAAGUUCACGUUUAGCUCCAAGUACCCGAUUGAACCCCCGGAAGUCCAAUUUAUCGAGUCCAAGACCUCCGACACUCCGCGUCCCAUCCCCAUUCACCCGCACAUCUACAGCAACGGCAUCAUCUGUCUCGAUCUCCUCAGCUCGGCUGGCUGGUCGCCCGUCCAAACAGUCGAGAGCGUCUGCAUGAGCAUCCAGAGCAUGCUGACCGCCAACUCGCGCAACGAACGACCGCCCGGCGAUAGCGACUUCGUCUCGUAUAAUAAGCGGAGGCCGCGCGAUAUCAACUUCAUGUAUGAUGACGACAACGUCUAAUUCUCGACACGCUUUUUUCGGCGAGAACCGGUGCCGGGAUAGAGAGAAUGGGAGAAGGCGGAGCUGUACAGUUUGAUUUGAUUUGCAACAUGGCAUCGUACAUACAUACAACCGCAUCCCGCUUUUCAUGGUUGAGCGCCUUGG